GUUGUAGCCACUAGCCAGCUCCAAAUCGCAGUACACGUAGUUUACUUAGGAAAAUUACCUGGGAAUUGCUGAUAGAGAAGAUCGAUGCUGACAGUUUAGUAUCUCGUUUCUUGUUAAAGUGCUAUCAGUCAGUUAUUUUUUUGUCAGUGUCGUGCGUCCCGUGAACUUGUGUGCCCAGUUAGCCUACUUUCCCUGUUACCCUCCAAGUGCAUGCGUACGCGCAUACGACACGCACCAUUGUCGUUGUUAUGAUCUGGCCCGUGAAAAUUUUGUUUACCCAAUGAGCUUUAGCGGAGUAAAGACUAGACAAUCGUCCAGUCAUUGAUUAACAUGGACCAAGGGGGCCCUCCUGAGGGGGCCCCUGUCAUCAUCGCCGACCCCAUGGAUAUGACUAUCAUUGACAAAGUUUGUGAGUCCAAUUGGCCAGAUGACAACAUCGUAUCGUCGUCAACAUUUUGUGAUAAUCCCAAAAAGCUCAACAACAAGUACCUCUUUCUAACGGUUGAAUAUGUUGACGAUGGAGCAAAAGAUUUUGGACGCAUAUAUCCAUCAUAUGAUCAAGUUUCUUUUUCAUCUAGACCAAAUUCUCCUCUAUCUGAUUUUGAACAUCAAGUUAGUCCUCAUGAUCCGAAUAUGAGUUCUGCUGCAAGAUAUUCACCAACCCCAGUUCCUUUGCCUUCAUCACCAUUUCAUAAUUCAGUAGUUGUUCUUCAAGAGCCAGCAUCACCGCUGAUAUCAACAUCAGAAUCAGCUGUGAGAAUGGCCAAUGAUUAUACAACCCAUUUAACUGAUCAAUCGUCAACUCCAAGCUUGUCCCAGAGUGACAAUUCAGAAGAUUUCACAGAUAGUACAAGUGAUGGAUUGGUUUCCAGUGUUGGAAAUGAAUUAAUGCUCAUUCAAGGUUCUAACACAGAUCUAGAACCUUCAUCAACACCACUAAUGUUGACAGGAAUAUCAGGAUCUGAUUUAACUCUUACGAGAGAUUUUCUUGUUAUGCAAGAAGAUCAAAUCAAUGUAAUGAAUUCUGUGAAAUUAAAUUCUAGUCUUGAUUCUAAUGUCAAUCAAGUCACAGAAUCUAUUUUGCCACAUGAUGUAGAAGAUGAAACUAACGCACAAAUUACAAUGAAAAGUUUCAAAAAGAUUACUAAACAAUCUGAGCUGUCAUAUGACAAGAAGGAUGUGAUUUGGUGUAAAGAUCAAUCUGAAGAUAAUGGAUUAUGGUAUGACGACUGUGAUAGUACUUGCACAGAUGCAGCUGAUUGCACCUUACACAGCGUAUGCACGAUCGCCGAUCAACCAGUUCCUUCUCGAGCAGUAGCUACAUUACCGGGUCUCUAUUUAUCGAUUGAAAAGCUUCCUUCUUCUAAUAUUACAAAUCAAUCGGCAGAAUUCGGCAUUUUCGCGAAACGAAGUAUUCGACGACGCACUCAAUUUGGCCCGAUCGAGGGUGUUUUAUGUCCUUAUGAUGGUUCAAAAAUUCAAGGUUUGCCAUUAUUAUUGGAAACUAAAGAAGAAGGAGAAUUCUUGAAAAUCGACAUUUCAGAUGAAAACACUUCGAAUUGGAUGCGCUUUGUCAGACCUGCUACGACUUAUGAAGAACAAAACUUAAUUAUAUGUCAAAUGAAUGAUGCAAUAGUAUUUCUCACUACAAGAAACAUAUUGCCCAGUGAAGAGUUAAAAGCAGGUCCUAGUAUUGAAUAUGGAAAACUUCGAAAUCUACCGGUACUUGAAAUCAUUCACAAAAAUAUUUUAGAUUCAAGCACGGAUUUUUGUAGUCAAUCUCACAUAAAAAAUAGUUUAUUAGAAACUACCGAUGAAAAACUACAAAACAGUACAAAUAUUGAUAAUCGUCAAAAUAACUUUACCCAACUUCAGAAAAGACGUAAAGUUGCGAACGAAUCCUUUCAAAAAUAUUUAGAAAUUAAUGAAAACGACGAUGAUGAUUUUGGCGAUUCGAAAUUCUUCAAAACUAAUGCAAAAUAUACUUUCAACGAAGAAAAAGAAAAGGAAAACUCCCCCGAUACUAAAAUGGAGUUGAUGAAAGAUGAGAUUACACAAUCUGAUCAACCUGAUAUUUCGGAGCAAAAUACCAAUGUCGUUUCAUCUAGCGUAUACAAAUGCGUACUGUGCACAAAGCGUUUUUCAACAAAAAUGAAGUUUCAGCAACACUGCCUUGAACACGAUGUCAAAAAUAACGAAUCUGCUACGUGCAAUUUCUGUUCAAAAACAUUUUCCAACAACUAUACUUUAACUCGUCAUCUGAAAACUCAUCAAAAAGAAAGACAAAACCUCGAAUGUCCGGUAUGCAAAGAAGCAUUUGGGCGCGUUUUAACCUUGAAGGAUUCCAUAGAAACUCAUCUUAAUCAAGAUGAGACAUUUACGUGUCCUCACUGCCCAAAAUCAUUUACAAGCUACGCUCUUACUCGUAAACACGCUCGAGCUCAUCAUUUUGAUCGAAAACACGAAUGCCAAUUCUGCUUCAAAUGCUUCCCAGCGGCUGAUAAAUUGAGAAUGCAUUUAUUGAAACACUCUGAUCGCAGGGAAUUUCAAUGCGCUAACUGCGGUAAGCAAUUCAAACGGAAAGAUAAGCUAAAAGAUCACGUUACGCGUGUACAUUUUACUCAGAAGACUAAUAAGGACCAAAUAUCUUCGAAUAAUCGUGCCAAAAAGACAAUUCCAAAGCUAAAUGCUGUUGACUGUGACCGAUUUAUUUACAAAUGUCGUCGUUGCCAAGUUGGUUUCAAACGUAGAGGUAUGCUCGUAAAUCACUUAGCCAAACGACACCCUGAUGUCCCUCCAGAAUCUGUACCUGAGCUUUGCUUGCCAAUUUUACGACAAACAAGAGAUUAUUAUUGUCAAUACUGCGAUAAAGUUUAUAAAAGUAGCAGCAAACGCAAAGCGCAUAUUAUGAAAAAUCAUCCGGGUGCUGCUUUACCACCCAGCAAUAGAAAUAAGGACUUUGAUAUUCCUGGAUUGCCAAAUCCAACAUUCAGUCAGGCUGCUGGCAGUAUUAAAACUGCUCCACAGGGCUGUCAAUGGUGCCAUAAACAAUAUGCCAGCAAAGCGAAGCUACUGCAACACCAACGCAAGAAACAUUCUAGUCUAAUGGAGCCCGCCGAUCAGAUACCCCGCCCGCGAAGCCGUCCACCGCAAAACCAAAAUCAGCCGCCCGUAACGAGCAGUGUGAAGCAGCUUCAGCCAGCAAAGCUGGAAUCAGGCGACUUUGAUAUCUUGAAAUCUCGCCUAAUGCGCCCCGUUAAUGACUCUUUGUCUGCCACAUCGAAUGGCUUCGAAUUAAUGAACCCUCAAUUCGCUCGAGUACGCGAUAUGCGUUGAAAGGCCAGCACGAGCGGCCGCGUGACUGCGGCACUUUGACACGAAUUUUCAAAGGUAAAAAACAAAAAAAAUUCAUGCGUAAACAGCGUGUAAUUUUUUGUUGUCUGCACAGUCAAGCAAAAUACUGUGCUUUUGACUUGCUCUGCGCCGUCCCCCCCCAAAAAUCUGUUUUUGGGGGGAAGUGCUAGAGAGUUUGUUGGCGUUAGCCUAGCGCUGAGCGCUUUGGCGCGUUCAUGAAUGAUGAGGUGGUUGUUUUUUGUCUUGUCUCGACGAGUCGCUUGAUUUUGAGGGAUAGACGUUAUUCAGAGUUUAUUGAGAAUGAAGAAAAGUAACAGAAACACGUUUUAACGAAUGGCUUACGUAAUAUAAAGGAGUAAAAAAUAAUAGUAAUGAAACUAAAAUCGCGACUGUCUAUGAAUAAAACUCAAUGUGUAGCAAUUUUAAUCCAGAAUCUCAAUCUUGAUCUCUAUCUCGUAAUAGACAUUAAUUUGAAAACGUCCUUGGACGAAUAAUCUUUGUCGGAAUAAACUCAGUAGCGAAUGAAGCAAAUUAAUUCUAUUUUAAAUGCCGUAAGCGGUUAGAAUAUAAUAGCUCGGAAAUUAUCACAGUUGCAGCAGAUGUCGUUUAGCGAAACUAUUUUAAUGCUCAAAGCAAAUUUAACAAGACAAAGUAAAAAAUCUUUCAAGUCUACUGUCGUAAUCGUUACGUGGAUUAGUCGUGUGCAAACUUAGCGAGACAAAGGAUAAAGAAAAAACAAAAAAUAUAUAAAAGAUAAAAAAAAUGAAAUGUCCCUUACAAACCACGUCCCAUGUAGGCGAAAAUAUCCACCGGUUCCCGUAUGAACUUAAUCUUGCGCCUAUCAAUUCUAUGUCUAUUCUGGACCUUAAGAGAAACCCAAAGGUAUACUUCGAAUGAACAUUAAACUUACAUCUUAAUAAGAAGUAGCUGUGAAAAUGGAUAAUUUAUCAUCUUAUAGUAUACAUAAACUCUAACACACGCACACAUACAAAUACAUAUAUACAUAUACACUAUAAACAGUAUAAUAAUACAUAUAUACAUUUUUGUCUCUUCGUCUACCGACGCUUAUUCGGUUAAAAUUAGCGAAAGAAAAAACUUAACUGUCAUCAAAUAUGUUGUAACUAUGCUACUAAAGUGUGAAUUUCCAUUUUUUCGAAUUUCUCGCAAUAGAAAAGGAACAAAAAACCGAGGUACAAGAAAGAUUCCAAGAGAUUAAGCCUGUCGUUAAAAGUGAAAGAGUGCAGAUGAUAAAGUACGAUGCGCUAGAGAAAAAGAAAGAGAGAAAAGAAUAUAUUAUAUUGUUGCUUACGAAGCGACCGAAUGAUUUUAUCAGAUAUCUAUAUAGAUUGUAUGUAAGUGAUGUUUGACAGCUGGACUACUGUUAUAACGAUCCCAAAAAGUAAAGUAAAUAAAGUAACAACGAGCAAACGUCUAGAAAUAUUUAAU
This is a messenger RNA of Phymastichus coffea, 4800 nucleotides long. RefSeq names its product PR domain zinc finger protein 10-like. Gene Ontology annotation, molecular function: protein binding. The record is from RefSeq and is a predicted model, not a curated record. Bases 331 to 3336 code for a protein of 1001 amino acids. Gene Ontology annotation, cellular component: nucleus. Lineage: Eukaryota; Metazoa; Arthropoda; Insecta; Hymenoptera; Eulophidae. The transcript has 12 exons.